AUGGGAGCGGAGCGGGAAGGGCACUGUCGUGCAGCACUGACAAGUAGCGUGAAAGCUGCGAUGGAUGUAUUGAGUGGAGACGGUACGGCGGUUGAUGCGGUGGUUGCUGCGAUCGCGGUGAUGGAGGAUGAUCCCAUGUUCAAUGCCGGAAGAGGAGCAGUUUUCGCAGCAAAUGGAACCAACGAAUUAGAUGCUGGCAUCAUGGAUGGCUUUACAGGAGCUGUUGGUGGUGUGUCUACUGUAAAAAGGAUAAUGAAUCCAAUAAUUGCGGCGAAAUUCGUUAUGCAGCAUUCGAAACACUCCCUGCUGUGUGGUGAAGGAGCUGAAAACUUUGCAUUUAGGCAUGGAUGUCCGAUGGUGCUUUCGGAAGUGACUAAGGGCACAGUGGGAGCAGUGGCACUGGACAUGCAGGGACAUUUGGCCGCAGGUUCUUCAACUGGCGGUUUGUCUGGGAAAGAGCCUGGGAGAGUUAGCGAUUCGAGCAUUUCAGGAGCUGGAUUUUAUGCCGAUCGACGUAUUGCAGUGAGCGCGACGGGCAACGGCGAUGAAUUCAUUCGAAUGUCGGCUUCAAAAAUCGUACUGAAAUGUGACUGUAUGGCAUUCAACAAUAAUUUUGGUUUUGUUACAAUAGAUUUUUCAUUGGUAGAAUACGCUAUAAGACAAUUCGGGAUGGGAGAAGAAAAAAUGAAUGGUGUGCUUUCGGAAGUGACUAAGGGCACAGUGGGGGCAGUGGCACUGGACAUGCAGGGACAUUUGGCCGCAGGUUCUUCAACUGGCGGUUUGUCCGGUAAAGAGCCUGGGAGAGUUAGCGAUUCGAGCAUUUCAGGAGCUGGAUUUUAUGCCGAUCGACGUAUUGCAGUGAGCGCGACGGGCAACGGCGAUGAAUUCAUUCGAAUGUCGGCUUCAAAACAGAUCGCCGAUUUGGUCAACUAUCGCGGGUUAGAUUUAACAGAAGCAUGUGCUCAAGUUGUUCACACGGACAUGAAGGAUGUUCAUGCUGGUUUCAUUGCUCUCGAUAUUAGCGGAACCGUUACAAUGCCUUUCAACACGCCUGGAAUGUUUCGUGCUACUCUUCGACAUGGACAGGGUCCAGCUGUGGUAGAGAUAUUCAAGUAA
This is a messenger RNA of Gongylonema pulchrum, 1116 nucleotides long. Lineage: Eukaryota; Metazoa; Nematoda; Chromadorea; Rhabditida; Gongylonematidae. The record is from the annotation of a GenBank genome assembly.